Molecule: messenger RNA, 1407 nt
Organism: Anopheles maculipalpis
Lineage: Eukaryota; Metazoa; Arthropoda; Insecta; Diptera; Culicidae
Exons: 2
Coding region: 1-1368 (455 amino acids)
Source: RefSeq, a predicted model, not a curated record
AUGGAUUUGCAGCUGGCAGAUAUCGUAGGUGACGAAGACAUUCAGUUAGUUAUGGAAAGAAGUAGACAACCUGCUGCACAAGUAAUAUCUUACAACUUGAAACGAGUAAGCGAAGAACCCAUCGGGUACCUAGCAGAUCAUUUUAUUCUAAACGUCAUCGUUGAAGACAAUUUGGUGCAUAAGAUAGAACAUCAAGAAGACCAUGAACGUACCUCUGCAACACCUGCUACAUGUAUUGCAACUGGAUGUCAAGAAAUUUCCUUCUUCAUUAAGAUGUUACCGGAGAGCAACCACAAACUGGCUGAAUACAUAACGGAGAUGAAUUGUUUCGAAAAAGAAAUUUUCGUAUACAAUAAGCUGCUACCGGAGCUAGCACAAUACUGUGACGGCAUUGGAAACGUUGUACCGAACGCCUAUCUUACAAAAUCGAGCAAAAUGAUUGUCUUUGAAGAUUUGAAACGGCAAGGAUAUAGCAUGAUGAUUGAUAGAGGUGCAGGUUUAUUAAAUCAGUCACACAUCGAAAUGGCCUUACAGACGAUCGCAAAGUUGCACGCAAUGUCUUUAAUAUAUGAAGAACGAACUAAAACAAGCCUUGCUCAUUUAACGGCAAAGCUGUCAGGAAGUACAACGAACUUGUUGAAGGAAAAUGUGUACAUUAACAACGAUGCGUACGUACGAACUACAAAUCUUGAAAACUGUAUUCAAGUUAUGUGCGAAGUAGCUAAGAGGAUUGAUAAAUAUCGGAAUUCGGAACAGCUAGAAUUUAUACUAAAACGCAUUCCAGUAAUAGUACGACGUAUUUAUGACUUCGCCAAACCAUCGACAAUAUUCCGUAAUGUGUUAAAUCACGGCGAUUUAUGGUGUAAUAAUAUUUUAUUCAAGUAUGAAAACAAUGAAAAUGGAUCAAAAACAGUUCGACCAAUCGAUGCAAAAUUAGUGGAUUUCCAGUUCUCACGCAUCGCACCACCUGCAUACGAUGUGAUGGCUCUUAUUAUGAUAUCAACGCUAAGCAGCUUCAGAGGGACUCUUCUAGAAGGCUGGAAGGAAUUGUAUUAUAACAGUUUGGCUGCACAGUUAGCCAUAAACCAGCUGAAGGUGGCAGAACUUUUACCACGAUCCCAGUUUUGGGAAUCUUGCACUCACUAUCAUUUAGCUGGCUUGAUCGAAAGCUGUAUGUACUUCCAUUGGCCACCAGAACCGGAUUGUUAUGAAAAGGAUGGAACUAUAGAGGAUGCCUUUGAUUGUCAAACGAAUUCUACCGUGUUUGUAAGAGCUAGUAUACGUGGGUUUGAGAAGUAUGAACAGUAUCGUACACGUAUAAGUGAUAUGAUCACACAAAUUGUGGACAACUACGUCUUAGAACAAUAAAUCGUUUUGUUUGUAUAAUCCCGAUAAAGACAAUAACAA